This is a messenger RNA of Haliotis rufescens (red abalone), 2063 nucleotides long. Its product is annotated as transmembrane protein 163-like. Bases 658 to 1476 code for a protein of 272 amino acids. The record is from RefSeq and is a predicted model, not a curated record. Lineage: Eukaryota; Metazoa; Mollusca; Gastropoda; Lepetellida; Haliotidae. Gene Ontology annotation, molecular function: monoatomic cation transmembrane transporter activity. Gene Ontology annotation, biological process: monoatomic cation transport; transmembrane transport. Gene Ontology annotation, cellular component: membrane. The transcript has 8 exons.
AAGGGGCGACUCACGGGUUUCUCACUCACAACCCGUUCUCGUGGGUUUCCAAAACAGGAAAAUCUAACAUCUGCAUCACUUCCGGCGUUCCUACAACAUCAAACUGCCACGCCGUGAUAUUAUGAAAUAUUGUUCACAGAGAAUAGAACCAAACUCAUCACUCACUGUUCUGGGAGGUUUUUUAAAAAAAACUCUAUCUUACGUAACAGGAGUUCAGAGUGACUCUGGGAUUGACGUUUAUCGUUUAUAAGUUUGGCCGCCUAACUUUCUGGGUAUCACAAAUCAAAAUAUGAAGAGAAAAUAACUGCAGAAUGUUUAAAUUGUUUUAACCGUUGACGGAGACGAUCUGAGCGAAGGAGGUGGUGAAAAGACAUAUCAAAGUCGACCGACCUUUGGUGAAUGUGAGCUAAAUUGUCCCAAUCCUUUUGGAGAUAAACAUGAGCCGAUUUGAUGCUCCUAUUUAUGCACCGCGAUAAUCCGUGCGAUGUAUCACACAUGAAAUAGACUCGAGAACGAACCUUUUGUGCAACUGGGCACGAGCAAUCCGUGCAAUGUUUGAACCCCCCCCAUGAAAUCAACACGUGCACGAACAAAAACACGCACUUCUCGCGCAAGCCUUGUCGUUUAUCAGACGCAGACGACACAGCCAGCACAAACAUGGAGGUUGUUCUUGGGCCCGAAAUGAUAAAGUUUUACAUCAAUGAAUCUUUAGAAUGCACAAGAAAGGCUGACGUUGUCGAACUCCAACCGAUGCAGCUAGCAUCACCCGCCAGCUCGGCGCGAACACAUGGAACAUACAGUGAGGAAGAUUACCUGACCAAGGACAGCCACCACCGAGUCACCUACAGCACCGCCACCCGACUCCGUGUGGCUGCCAUAGCAGUUUCCUGGGCGUCUGUGGUCUUUGCUCUGUCGACGGGCAUCGUUGCUAUUGUUUUCAGUACUCUCGAAAGGAGCCAAUCGCUGUUUGGUUAUGGGUUGGACGCUAUUUUGGACGGGAUCUCGUCCAUGGUCGUCCUGUGGAGAUUUUACGGUAGUGACCGAUCCGUAUACUCAGCUAAACGGGAACGAAUUGCCUGUAUCGUCAUAUCGCUGCUGUUUCUGGUAGCAGCCACGUGUUUGGUCGGCAAAUCUGCCAACGCUCUUGCUAUGGAAGUGAAGGAGACAGGCAGCGACAUCUUGUAUGGGCUGGCGAUAUGUAACGCCCUCGUCUCUCUCGCCCUUGCCAUCACCAAGGUCAUCCUUGGCUAUAAACUGGAAAGCAAAGCUUUAAUAACCGACAGCGUGAUAACCUUCACGGGCUCUGCUGUGAGUUUCGGCACUCUGUGCAGCCUAUUGGCGACGGAGAAGAGUGACGACUUUUGGUACCUGGAUCCCGUUGUCGGAAUGCUGUGCGGAGCGUUCCUGUUGGCGUGGGGAAUCAAGUUGUUAACGGAGAUGGUUUGCUGCUACAGAGGGGCUGCUGUUGAAUCUUGACGCAGUCGGAAAUAUGUUCUAGGUCCAUGCAAAUUUCGGAUAUUUAGCUACAUACAAGUCGCAACAGUGGACACGUGCAGUCAGCACAAAUCGGUGGAAAUGUCAAGAUAUUUAUUUUUUCCCAUUCACGGAGUAUAGUAUGCAGAAUGUAUUUAGUGAAGACAUCUUAUAUUUAUGUAAAAUCAAAGUCGACAUACAAUCCACUCAGGUAUACAAUAAUACCGUAUAUCAGUCAGUCAGGCGUCACGUUGUGUCGGAAGUACUGUCUGUCCGACGCAGUGACGCCAUUAUAUUCAGAGCUGACUGAGAUUAGGUAUGCCAACACACAGUGAAUGGGGCGUUUGGCUUUUCGUGUCAAACAACAUAUUUAUAGCAUCUAUAUGAAAACAGUUGACAUUUCACAAUUCCGCCGGAAAGCUCCUAUUUAUUCUCGUUCUUUAGAUUCUUCUGUCGAGAUUCACAAGUAACGUCAUAAACAUAAAAUGGUUCCAGCCCGAAAUAUUAGCCCUCUAGCUCCCAUCAUGUGUUUCAGGAUUCCGGGUAAGAACUGAUCCCCAUCAACGGCCGUAUGGGUGGGGUGGGGUGGG